UACAAAAGCUAAAAGCUGGUUUAACAGAAACCAGCACAUUCAAAAGGUUUAUUCAUCCAAACAAUGACACGCGAUUUCGAUUUUCUUCCUUCUGGUUUUAGACUUAUUAACAUCAAGACGAUUUUAUUUGGGGAAGUUCAGCCACAUCACAAUGGGCUACUUAGCAGCAGUAUCGCGCGUUAUGAAACCCGCGUAGCACACCACAGCGGCUAUAGGAGGGUUUUGCAAUAAGUACUUUUGGGGGACCAAAACAGCUAACUUUCCCAUUCUGAGGCUAGAGUUUGUGAACCUCAACGCACCCCCACCCCCUUCGCUCCUGGAGCCGAGCUCUCGCGAUAGCGGAUGUCCCCCGGACGGAAUGUUGCUUGGGCUGUUGUGUGUGGAUCUCGCUGCUGCUGCUAGUAGCUGAUGCCAGUGAGCUCGGUCAAGGAUAGUGUGGAAUGGAGAAGGGAGCAGCUCCAAAAGCAACAGCGGCGAUUAUUUAUUUACGAAAAAAUGCAUAUAUUCGAAAAUAUGUAAAGCAAUAUUCGUAAUCAACCCAUUUUUGCCUGCCACCAAAAAUAUUCGAUUGUCAAGCCAAAGGAGAGGGGUGGUGGAUAAUUACUAAAAAAAAAAAAAACAGCACAGAUAGCUACGGACAGUUUAAAACGACUAGGAAUUACAUAUAUAUUUUCGGAUCGCUUUUGUGCAUAUGUGAAUUAUCCGGUGUUGACGGCCGUCAGAGCUGCGGUUUGAGACUGGUGCUGGUAACGGCUGUUUAAAUGGUGCUGCUGUGGCUGGACAGGGAGCCUGGCAGAGUUGGUCUUAGCAGGGCCCUGCGUUAAAUAACGAAUUCGGGACUGCUGCAGUCGCCUGAGGGGAACAGAAAGAAAUGUGAACAAAACCCCCACAGUUGUUACAUGUUGGCUCUCGAAAUGGAUCGCAUGGUUGCGGCAGUGUGUAUGUGAAGUGAGCGAGAGCACCUGGAAGCAGUGAUCCUUCCUCGAGUCUCCGACUGGGGGAGGUCGUGGUAGAUUAAAAAGGAAGGGAACACCCCUCCCUCCGUCCCUUCCUUCCCUGGUUAUCAGUAUUAUUGCUAGUUUAUGUAUCCCCCUCGUUUAAAGCCGUGUGGUUUUGGCUGAGAUAUGGAUAAACUGACUAUCAUUUCAGGAUGUCUGUUCCUGGCUGCCGAUAUAUUUGCUAUCGCCAGCAUUGCAAAUCCGGACUGGGUCAACACGGGGGAAUCUGCAGGUGCACUGACGGUGGGCCUGGUUCGUCAGUGUCAGACUCUCCACGGACGUGACCGGACGUGUAUCCCGCCACGCCUUCCCCCAGAAUGGGUCACAACACUUUUUUUUAUUAUCAUGGGGAUCAUAUCAUUGACUGUCACAUGUGGCUUGCUCGUGGCUUCGCAUUGGCGAAGGGAAGCCACAAAGUAUGCACGUUGGAUAGCAUUCACUGGAAUGAUCCUCUUCUGUUUGGCAGCCCUUAUAUUUCCAAUAGGAUUUUACAUCAAUGAAGUGGGAGGACAGCCAUAUAAGUUACCAAACAAUACUGUAGUUGGGUCUUCAUAUGUACUAUUUGUCUUAUCCAUAUUCUUCACAAUAGUGGGGCUACUGUUUGCUGGGAAAGUCUGCUUGCCUGGCUGACAUCCUGCAAUCCUCCUUCCUCUUCGUAAACUUGACGUCAAAACAAAUUGCAUCCUGCAGUUGGGUACAGUACUUGAAGAAAAAAAAAAGGGACUAAUAAUAAUAAUAAUAAUAAUAAUAAUAAGCUAUCUGUGCAAGGGAUUGUUUUAUUUUACUUUUUCUCACUGUGCACUUUGGAUGGAGAAUUGAAGAGCCUUUUCCACAAACUAAACACAGGACAGCAUCAUCCUGGACCCACUGAUGCAGUUGCAUCUGCACUGUGACACAAAGCUGUUUCACUGAAGAAAAGAACGUCUCCCUUUACUGUACCUGUUGCUGUUUUAUCAUGAUGGUGAUGAUUUGUUAUUGUUUCUAUUUUUUAUUUGUAUUUUGUUCCUUUUGUGAGCAGUGGACUUUCAAACGUAUUUAAAAAAACAAAACUAAGCAAGAGGCUUGCAGGACAAGUCCAAGUGGGGCUGGCCUCAUUCUUGAGAAGGCUAGCAUGCUGUGAAAAAAAAAAAAAAAAAAAAAAAACAAAAAUUCCCAAAAAAACAUUUCCCAAAUAGUGAAGUUUAUUUCCUUUUAAAAAUGCACCAAAUGGAGUGUCCACUGUACCUUGACUUAUUUGUGUAUUAAGGGAUGAAGAGAGAGCAUGUCAUUUUAAUGCUCACUCCAGAAAUGCAAAGCUUAACCCCUUCAGUGCCACUGCAUGUAGCAGCUCUGUCCUUGAAACCCACUAACCUUUAUUCACUUGGAAAAUCCUGCUGGGAAGUUAUUAUAAAUGGCUUUGUUUCCGCUGUUGUCAUUUUAAUAUAUUAUAAACCUUAUGGAACAAUAAGACCACUGGAAUAGUCAUACGGUUAUCUGUGACACAAAACAUGCACAUUUGUAUUCUGUUGUUUGUGUGUUCCAAUUUUUAAUAUAUAGUUUCUUGUUCAAAUUCAGCAUGAUUUUCUUCGUUACAGAGUAGCAAUGGCAACAGACAAGACACUGCACUGUGUCUAAAUUCUACCCCUUGUCAUUUACUUUCUCUAAAAAGCUGUGAGCUAAGCUAUACAGCACCCUCAAUAAUAAUUAAUAUAGGUUAUUAUAUUUAAAUCACACCUGGUGUGUACUGAGUGGAGAUUUCAAAUCUGAAAAGCUGAAAUAGCCAGCAGGUUAGUAUAGAACAGGUACCAUAGGCUAAAUCCCAUCUAGACUAGGCUGCAUACAACUUGGCAAAUGUGUGCAAGCCUUCAUUGUGGUUUUUGUUGGCAUAGAUCACCUCGCUUUGGGAAAGCAUUUCCUAACGGUGCCAGGAACUGGCAGUUAAUAAUGAUGCUUUAGUAUAUACUUUCAGUUUAUAAUGGCUUUAUUACUGGAUUAAAACCAAUAAGCAACUGCUGUACAGGCUUGCCGAAUGUGUAAGCAUGCCCUCUCCAUAGAUGAAUAGCACAGCAGCACAACUUAAUAGCCGAACCUUUAGAAAAAGGAGACAACAAAUAUGAUAUGCAUCUGUAAUUGGGGGGGAAAAAAAAAAAAGUAGGUUCUCAAACAGUCACAGUUUUUUUUUUUUUUUUUUUUUUUUUUAAUACACGAAGUGGAAUGACCUCGUUUUUAUUUGAUCUUAAUACCUGAAGUACUGAACGAUACUAUUCUUGGUUUCAUAUAGAGUUUUGGGAAUAGUUCACAAUAGAAUCUUUUUGUUUUUUCCAGUAUUUCCAUACUGUUUACAAAUUACACACUUAUUUAUUACAAGGUGGCUUUUGUUUAAGUGGUCAAAAAAGGGUAGAAAGUGCUGGAUAGUAAAGCAAUAGGUGCAGUCUGGAAAUGCUGAUGUGAUGGGAGGUAGCGCAUAGUUUGUGUCAUACCUGGUGUUUUAGGUAACAUGUAAUUUCAAUUUUAAACUUAAUCUCUUAACUCUUUUUGGAUUUGCAUUUUAAAGGUGAUAUCAUAACAUCGUAGAGUCGUUAACAGUGUCUUAAGUGGCAUGUCAGCUUUUCCAAAGUGAACGGAUCCCAAAUUAUUUCAGGAUCUGAAAGACCAAAUAGGGUCACUGAGACACCCUUUUUAAUUACUACAAGCAGAAAUGCCUCUAGCAUUUUAUACAGCAUAUGUCUCUUUUAAAUCUUGAUUAUUUAUUGUUUCGAUACGCAAAUAAUGUAUACGAUCAAAAAACAAGAUCUUUUGUUUUAAAUACUCAAUCCUUGGAUCAAAUUUUAUUUUACACAAUCCCGGGAGUAUUAAACUCCUAACUUGUAAAUUCAGGAACAAAUGCCAAGUGUUUAAGACCAUCUGCUAUCAAUUUUGCGGCUAGCUGUUGCUCUUUGUACCUAAGAAACCAGCUGCAGCAGUUUGAUUAUGAAACAUCAUCAUGCUUGAUCAUUUAUUCAACACUUUGGACAGGAUGUAUAAAUGUCUGGAGUUUACCAUCAGACACACUGAAACCGGCAUUUAGGUAUGUCCAGAGGGGAAUCGCGUGACAUUGUGUCUUUUAGCUUGUACAUAACUCUGUGUUGUAUGGUGCAAUCAUGUCUUUUACUUUAAUUGGUGUUUCCCUUGCAUAAGGAAGCGUGUCACUGCAAAAUAAGCAAAACGUUUACUCGUAAUCCAGUUUUGCAAAAUUAAUUAAAAUUCGUCAGCAUUAAAAUAAACAAAAAAAAAGAUGUGUGUUGUCAAUAUUUCUACAGUUUACACAUGCAAAUUAACACUGCUUUGCUCCGGCUAACUUUGCACAAACACGGUGAUCUGUAUUCUGUAUUCUUUGGAUAUCAACGUUUACAUAGUAUGCUUCUAGCAACUGCCAUUUGAAAGGUCAUAUAAACCUUAAAGCAGCUUUCGCUUGCACUGUCCUGGCUUCUGUUUCUCUCGUUUCUCAAUUUUGUUUCUUGCAAAACCCACUUCAAAGAACCAAGGGUACUGUUGUUUUCCCCUAACUUGCAGGAAUCAGAUUACCCCCACCAGUUGAAGAAGAAUUUAAAUUCACCUGCCAUACCUUCACAUCAUGUAACUGUUCAGAUUUUCUUUUCCUGGGAAACGCUACUCACUGUUGACUGAAUCUUCCGUGCAAUGUGAUAAACCCAAUAGCUGCCUUAAAAACAAAUCGGUUUAUUUUCUUUUGCUAAAACAGGUUUUAGAAAUACAGACUUCAAUUAUUUAUUAACUGGUUCUGUGUUUCCUUUGAAUGCAGCUUUUGCUUCGUAGCAGUGCAGUAUUUAUCCUGGAUGAGGAAAGGGGCAACAAAAAUGGACUUGCAAGUGGAUAUACCAUGGAUGUCAUGCUUGCAAUUAAACUGUUCUGCUCUUUGUAGUGAGAUUUGUGAUUCAUUUUGGGGAGGCAGGGAUCAAGCCAAUCUGCAUAUAAACAGCAUCAGCAAAUUGACCAAAUGUAUUCAUUUAAACUUUGAAGCUGGCUGCAUUAAAAAAUAUAUAUAUACAUGUGUAUCAAUCAAGAAAAAUUCCAACCUUUGUAGUUGUAUGCUGCAGUUAAAUUAAUUUUAGACAUUUGUGUAAGAAAAAACUGUGUAGUUUUUGCUGAACAAGAAGUAGUUUAUUCCCUGAGCUUAGACAGUCUUACCUGAUCUUCUGUCCAGUGACCACCUUUGUUAGAUACCAGCAACUCAGAUAAAAAUGUGGUGGUCCUUCAAAGUAAAAUAUGGGUAAUAGUGAAGGAUCUCGGUUUCUUUAAGUGAUUUUCUUACAAGAAAUAUGAACUAGUUAUUAUAUAACCACAUGUAAGGAAUUCUAUGGUUUUGUGGCAUGGCCUGUACACUAUUCCAGGCUAUAUUAUUGAUGUUUUUAAACCAGUUAUUUCGAAACUGAACUUCUUGAUAUAACUGUACAAAAUGAACAAUUUUUUCUUCACCUGUAUUUUUGUUAUUGAGUAACUUUACCAAAA
Polyodon spathula (Mississippi paddlefish) is the source of this 5483-nucleotide messenger RNA. RefSeq lists its product as uncharacterized. Gene Ontology annotation, biological process: negative regulation of smoothened signaling pathway. The coding region runs from base 1125 to 1628 and encodes 167 amino acids. The transcript is spliced from 3 exons. Gene Ontology annotation, cellular component: Golgi apparatus; ciliary membrane. Lineage: Eukaryota; Metazoa; Chordata; Actinopteri; Acipenseriformes; Polyodontidae. The record is from RefSeq and is a predicted model, not a curated record.